This is a messenger RNA of Betta splendens (Siamese fighting fish), 4280 nucleotides long. Its product is annotated as chromodomain Y-like protein 2. Gene Ontology annotation, cellular component: nucleus. The transcript has 7 exons. NCBI's taxonomy places the organism in Eukaryota, Metazoa, Chordata, Actinopteri, Anabantiformes, Osphronemidae. Gene Ontology annotation, molecular function: transcription corepressor activity. The record is from RefSeq and is a predicted model, not a curated record. The coding region runs from base 110 to 1645 and encodes 511 amino acids.
CGCUAAUUCCCGUCUAUCGGGUCUUUCGCCAAAACGCCGAGAGAGUCGGGUCCAAAAAAAGCCAACGAGGCCGGCAAGAACGCCGCGCCGCCGGACUCCGUCCCCCAGAAUGGCUUCGGGAGACCUUUACGAGGUGGAGCGGAUUGUGGACAAGAGGCGGAACAAAAAGGGUAAGUGGGAGUACCUGAUUAGGUGGAAAGGCUACGGAAGCAAGGAGGACACGUGGGAGCCAGAGCACCACCUGAUGCACUGUGAGGAGUUCAUCGACCAGUUCAACAGCUUGAGGCUGCAUUCACACAAACGGCCCAGAAUUCCAAAACCCUGCGGAGACGCGCUCGGCGCCGGGCACCCUCCGGCCACGGACGUGUCCCGAGCCCGGCCCGAGGCCCGGAAGAAGAAAAGGACUUGCGGGCCAGCCGUGGGGGUCAGAGUGGGAACUGUGCUGCCGAUGGGAGGCAGGGACGCAGCAGCCGCCCAGAAGCAGAAGAAGGCGGGCGCGGGAGCCGGGAAACACGGCUUAGGGGACAGAAUGAGCAAAGCCAUGACCUACAAGGCUCCUCCACCGGGGGGGCCUCACUUCGUCCAUCCUGUGAGGGACCCUCAUAAUGGCCUUCAGAACGGAGAGACGGAGCCCCUCAUGUACAGGACAGAAGCCAGGUCUCACAGACUUCCAUCAGACGGUGCAGACGGAGACCUCAGAGAGACGCGGACCACUGGGCCUCCAUUCAACACCGAACUAGGCGCUCCUCUGGCCAACGGGAAGCUGCAGCUGCACAGCUCGGCCAAGCGGAAGCUGGCCGAGGACAAGGGCUACGUGUUUGACAAGCGGCUCAGGUACAACGUGCGGCAGAGCGACAGCAACUGCCGCUUCCGAGACAUCGUGGUGAGGAAGGAGGAGGGCUUCACGCACGUCCUGCUCUCCAGCCAGACCACGGACAACAACGCGCUGACGCCGGAGAUCAUGAAGGAGGUGUGUCGGGCUCUGGGUAAUGCAGCGGCUGACGACAGCAAGCUCCUGCUGCUCAGCUCCGUUGGGACGGUGUUCUGCAGCGGCCUGGAGCCGUCCUACCUGAUAGGACGUCUGUCCACGGACCGCAGGAAAGAGAGCAGCCGCAUCGCAGACGCCGUCCAAGAGUUCGUGUUGGCCUUCAUCCACUUCAAGAAGCCCAUCGUGGUGGCCAUAAACGGACCGGCCCUGGGCUUGGGAGCCUCCAUCCUGCCCCUGUGCGAUGUGGUCUGGGCCAGCGAGAGAGCCUGGUUCCAAACUCCUUGCGCAGCCCUUCACCUCACGCCCUCUGGAUGCUCCUCCUAUACCUUCCCCCAGAUCCUGGGUGUAGCUCUGGCCAAUGAGAUGCUGUUCUGUGGAAGGAAACUCACGGCGCAGGAGGCUUGCAGCCGAGGUCUGGUGUCGCAGGUCUUCUGGCCAACCACGUUUAACCAAGAGGUGAUGCUGCGCGUGAAGGAGAUGGCGUCCUGCAACGCCGUGGUUUUAGAAGAGUCCAAAUGUUUGGUGAGGAGCAUCCUCAUGUCGGUCCUGGAGGAGGUGAAUGAGAAAGAAUGCCAGAUGCUGAAGCAGCUGUGGUGCUCAACCAAAGGACUGGAGGCACUUUUCAGUUAUCUGCAGAACAAGGCGUAUGAGAAGUGAAUGGAGCCGGAGGCGUCGGCGUGGGUGCGAGGGAGCCCACAGAAACGUGACGGGGACGAGGCUGCCGCUCAAACCGAAGGACACGCUGCGUGAAUGUCUACCAUCAAAACAGAUCCUUUCAUUACGUAGCGUUUUAUUGGACCUACAGAUGGGUCCAGAUGUUUCUUCCCUAUUUAAUAAGGAGUCAAUGAGCAAAGGGCCAAAUGUGCAAGAGUUUUGUACCUGAUGUCGGUGUGUUAGCACAUGAUGGAGCAAUUAUAAUAUAUAUAUCAAUAUAUAUUUAUUUCAGAUUUGUAAAAGUGUUCUUUUCUCUAUAUAACGUGCAGUUUUUAGGAUUUUAUUGUCUUCAGCAGUUUUCAAUUGUAAACCAAAGUUUGCAUGAGGACACGUUCUUGCUCCUUCCAUGGACAUCACAACCUCUCUGUCAGAUUUACGAUCAUGAAGCAGACUCACUCAGAUGAUAAUAAAUAAGUAAUGAUAUGAAAAAAAAUAUAUUUAUUUUUCUAGCUGGCCCCGUGUUUCGGUCGUGCAAUGCUGGACCAGCUCCAUGCCGUCUCCUGCCUCAAGUGGAGGAGUUCAAGCAUCGUGCUAAAGAAUUUACCAUCCAUUUACCAGUCGGUCUACGUUCCCAGGUCUGCCCUCUUUGCUUAGACUGCUGCCUCAUAUGCAGUGGCAAAUGGAUAAUGGGUGGAUAAUAACAAAAUGUUGCUUUCAUUCAUCUUACAACUCACUGUAAAAUUAAUUUUCAUCAUCAGUACUUUGCUUCUGUUUCAAAUAUCAAGACUGAGUCUUGUGAUAAUACAGAAUUAAUUUUGUCUUUACACUGUCGGCAUCCAUUCCUCUUCAUUUUCAUCUGCAACAAAACAACUAUGGCAAGAAUGUAAUGAUAGUCUGGUGGAGGUCAGGGUUUUGCUUCCAAGGGCAACUUGUUAGAAAAGAAAGGCUCCUAUAAGAGGUUUUGCAAACCAGAAAAAUAAAUAGAAAUGGAAAACACUGGAAGUUUGAUAAACAAAGGCAUUACUGGAUUAUUAGCUGUACAUACUUUAUCACAUGAAGAGACUUCCACUGGAUUGUACCUAUUUUUUGAACUACAUCUUGUAGCUUUACAUGUAGUUUUAACAGUGUGAAAUGACUGACUGUUUCUUCGAAGUCGGUCGUGUUCAUUAUCUGACUGAACGUUAUCAGCUCAGUGCACAGGUGAGAUGCUUCAUGCUGAAGGAACUUUAUUUUUAUCAUUAUUAUUUCCAAUGACCCAUAAUGUGGAGAUGCAACAGUUGUGUAUCUGGAGUUGACGCUUCCUCAUCUGCAUGUGGUGAUUAGAGGUUUUUGAAAAUGUUCUAUAUUUUAAUGUCUGUGAUAAGGAUCUAUUUUGUUUCACCAAAAAAACGAAACAUGUCUGUGAAAACUGUGAAUCUCAGUAGAUGUUCGUCUGUUUCCUGCAGUUGUUCACAUGCAGUACAGAGUGACGCUUUGUGUAGCGAAGUGCAUGUAAAAUACUGUACAUAUGAAUGUGCUGCCUGUGCGAGUACCUUGUCUUCAGGGUAUGUUUUGUACCAGCAGUGUAGGUGUUCUACAAGCAUAUUUAAUUGAGAUAACUGUCGUGGAUGUGAAGUGCCAUGUGGUUUCCUCGACCCCCACAAUCACCCUUUCUAGAUGAUCCUGUAAACUUUGAUGAACUGAAGUGGUCAGAGUGGAGGAUCAUUUUGUAUGAGUAUAAUUUCAAAAACCAAAAUGUGUGAACACUCUAAAUGUUUACCUUUCCAUCUGACAGAGGAUUUUGUUGUAAAUGACAGAGGCCUGCGACAUAAAUUAAUAUAUGACGUUGUGUUCAGCUGGGCCUUGUACGUUUGAAGAGCUUGUGUCAUUUGCAGCCACUGCUGCUGGAUCACAGGGAAUCAUUUAUGGUCUGGUGACACCGUCUUGAAUUAGGACAAAACCAGUGGCAUAAAUCAGUGUAAGGUUACGAAGAGUUCAACCCUUGCUGUCGCCUGGUUUUGCCACCUACUAACUAAACCUGGCAGAUACAUAAUCAUCUGCAGAACAGUGAGUCAGUGCACACAGUUGGUCAUGUACUCGCAGGCAGUCUGGCAGGUUUGUGACCAAAAACUCCCAUUAGGCUUAAACCUUCCGUUGUCUUGUGUUCGUAGCUCCAGGUCUGCUGUUGAAUUCCAGUUAAUAUCUGCAGCUCUCGCUUGCUAUUGUAUGUUCUGCGUCACUGAAUGCAAGUCACUCAGGUUCACUGAGCGCUAAUCACAUCGAUGCUCACAACAGAGGUGUUUAUGUAUUUAUUUAUUUAUUUGAAUAACAUUAUAUUAUUUUUCCAGCAUGUCUCCUGUGAUAGAAAAUGCCUUUAGUUAAAUUUUUGGUUUCUGACCCAAAUUCCCACCUCAGCUUUGUGUCGUUAAGAUGUAAGAUGUAAAUUGGUAUAAAGAACUACUGAUGUUAUUUAUUACAACUGACUGCAGCUUUGAGUGUUGUUUCAUAACCAUCACAUUACGUGUCUCAUGUAUCUGUAUUUUAUCAUGGUUUCUUCUUUACAUGAUCUCAAAGCACACCUUAGGGUGCCUUACUGUUAAAGGUUGAUCCAUACAUUGUGAUGGGUAGAUUUACUUCAAAUAAAGAAACACAACUUUCA